AUGGGCUCCAUCGACACCGUCACGCUGAACUCGCAGAUCGGCCUGUCGGACGAGCACGUCGGCAUCCUCGGCGACGCGGCCGUGGACAGCGCCUCGAUCCAGGAAGCCAACCGGCUCCUGCAAAAGAACCACGAAAAGUGGCACAUGUUCUUCCGGGAUCGGGCAGGCCACAACCAUAUCGCACACUCCAUCCUGACCUGCCUCGCGCUGGGCGCCGCGCCGGCGGACAUCCAGCGCGCCUACGACGACGGGGUGGGCAUCCAGCGGCCGAUCCCGGCGGUCGACGACGUGACGGUCGAGCGCCUCGCCGACGAGGCGUUCUUCCUCGAGACGCUGGGCACCAUCACGCAGUACACCUCGUUCCUGGUGUUCUUCCAGCGGCAGAUGGACGCGCACGGCUGGCAGGCGGUGGUCAACCAGUACGUGUUCUCGCGCAGCCCGAUCGCCGAGAAGAUGCUGGCGCGGCUGUACGAGGGGGCCUACCACCCGGUCAUCCACCUGGGCUUGGGGAUCGAGUUCCAGCAGCCCAGUAUCAUCGCCGAGGCGCUGGCCCAGGCAGCCGCCCACGACGACAGCCACAUCGGCCAGCUGUUCGAGGCGUGCGAGGCGCAGGCCGCCAUCGCGUACCCGCCGCAGCACCCGAAGCCGCUGCUCCAGCUGCUGCACGAGGCCCGCGCCACCGAGACGAUCCGGUCCGCCCCGCGCUGGGAGGACUUCGGCAACAAGAUGCGCGACGGCGUCGUCGGCCGCGCCAAGCUCGAGAUGGCCUUCCUCGGCGCGCAGUUCACGAUCCAGCCCGACGAGCGCGAGCUGCGGCGCCGCACCGCCGAGAUGAUCAGCGUGUGCGCGUACAUGGCCGGCGCCAGCCAGCGACCCGGCCGCAAGCGCAAGGUCGACUUCUUCUACAUGCACACGCUCACCAGCUCCCUCUUCUUCAGCGUGCUCAUCCGCCAGCACUGGAUCCGCCUCGCGGACCGCGUGCGCCUCGUCGAGUGGAAGGCCCGCCUGGACCUGGCCUGGUACGUGGUCAGCGGGUCCGCCGAGCUGUACGAGGACGCCGUCACGGACUACCACGACGACUUCAGUGCGAACAUGGGCUGGACGGAGUUGUAUGCGGCCGUCAACAAGGAGCACGACGAUGGCCACGUGGCGAAGAUGAUCCGCGCGCUGAAGAACGGACAGGAGGCCUCGCGCCCGUUCGAGGCGGAGCACCCCGCUGCGUUCCCGGUCAAGGGUGAUAUGUGGCUGAAGAUUGCGCGCAUGGCGCUGGACACGACGAAGGACUGGCCGACCGACCUCAAGUUUGUGAAUUUUACGGGCUUUGAUAUGGGGUGGAAGGUCCGGCCUGAUCUUGCUUAA
Messenger RNA from Aspergillus japonicus CBS 114.51, 1359 nucleotides. It is a transcript of the gene tpcI, whose product is annotated as questin oxygenase tpcI. Gene Ontology annotation, molecular function: oxidoreductase activity. The record is from RefSeq and is a predicted model, not a curated record. NCBI's taxonomy places the organism in Eukaryota, Fungi, Ascomycota, Eurotiomycetes, Eurotiales, Aspergillaceae. The transcript has a single exon. The coding region runs from base 1 to 1359 and encodes 452 amino acids.